Messenger RNA from Fusarium venenatum, 1941 nucleotides. RefSeq lists its product as uncharacterized. Gene Ontology annotation, biological process: nucleotide-excision repair; transcription by RNA polymerase II; transcription by RNA polymerase I. Gene Ontology annotation, cellular component: transcription factor TFIIH core complex; transcription factor TFIIH holo complex. The record is from RefSeq and is a predicted model, not a curated record. NCBI's taxonomy places the organism in Eukaryota, Fungi, Ascomycota, Sordariomycetes, Hypocreales, Nectriaceae.
AUGGCUAUUCCCGUGGGACGCACCCUCUUUAAGAAGAAGGAGGGUGUCCUGACUCUCACGAGUGACCGCCAGCUUGUCACUUGGACUCCUAAUUCCGGGGGCCCUCCCACCGUGACACUUAAUAUCAACAAUAUCACAAAUCUUCAGCAGACUCCAGAUUCCUCACCAAAGGUAAUGCUAAAAAUCUUCGAAAAAGUUGGAGAUGCGGACCCUGCUACAUAUCUCUUUCAUUUCAACACCGCCGAAGCCAAGGAUGAGGCGAAGGCCGUCAAAGAUCUCCUGUCUACAUUAUUAGCGUCAUCGCGCGGUGGUGAUGUGGCUGUUCCCAAGCCUUCCGGUUCAAAUGGCGGUUCUUCAACACCAAACCCAAGCGCUGCGGGCACUGGUAGCGGUUCAGCAUCCAUGGCCUUUGCCAGCGCUGUCAAUUCACAGCAUGCUUCAUCCUCGCGCUGGUUCGAUGACUCACAACUCAAGAACGACAUAGAACUACAGCAGUCCCUCAUGAGAAAAGAAACUAGCCUACAUCAGACUUACGUCGAAGCGAUGCAAACCAAGCCCGAAUCAUUAUCAGGAGCCGCGUUUAAUUCACAGUUUUGGUCGACGCGCAUAAACAUUCUCCGCGCUCACGCGAUUGAGAUUAACCAGAAGAAAGGAGCCUAUAACGUCCUCUCUACGGUCAAGCCUAAGACAGUUGACGGUGAGCUAAAAUUGAACAUCAGCGUGGAGCAGGUACAGAUGAUAUUCGCUCAACAUCCUCUGAUCAAGCGUGUUUACAACGAGAACGUCCCCAAAUUAUCCGAGGCAGAAUUCUGGUCACGCUUCUUCCUCAGCAGACUUUCCAAAAAACUACGCGGUGAACGAGUCAUAGAAAAUGACACUACUGACCCUCUGUUCGACAAAUACGAUCCAAGCGAGAAUACGGUCGCGUUUCAGAGCAAGAUUAUGGCCCAGCAGGUGCCACACAUCAUCGACAUAGAGGCCAACGAAGAAAACCAAGGUGGUUUCAGAAGCGGCAACGCAAAGGACGUCGAGAUGCGCCCAAGAGCGAACAUGCCCAUCGUGAAGACGCUGAAUAGCCUCAGCGAGAAGAUCAUGGCCAAUGUGGCACCGUCUGACGUUAACACGGACGACCCUGAUGGCGGAUACAAUGCCUACGUUCAACUGGCAUUGCGUGAUCUCAAGGGCGAUGCUCAAGAGCAUCGUAUCAUGCUCAACGUGAAUGAACAGAACAAGUUCUUCUCGAAACACGACUCAGCCCCCUCGAAGCAAGCUGCCAUCUUCGAAAAACAAGUACCCAGCGAUGUGCUUUUCGAUAUUAUGGCAGAUCUAGAUACACUCGAGAGUGAUGGAGCUGGCGGCAUCAACAUCCAGGCAGCAAUGGGAUUCGACGAACAAAGCGACAGCGACGACGACACCCCUAAAAGACCACAUGUUGGUUCUCGCUCUGCCCUCCUGGCUGCUGAUAAGGACAUCAUGAAGGGAAUACGCCAGCAACGUGUCCAGAAGUACGGCCAUGACACGGACACUGCUGAGCCUAUGGGUCUACCUGUUGAGAUUUCCCGCAAGUGCAGCCUCACUCAUGCGACCACCAUUGAGUUCUUACACCAAUUCUGGAACGCAUUCCUCUCGGGCGAUCCAGACCGUGCUGGCGAACUACAGUACUUGGCCGAGUCUCUUGGUCGCUCUCUUACACGAAUCAACACCGUCGCGGAAGAAGCGGACAACGAACGGGAGGAGAUCAUCCGCAAUCGUAAGAAGGAGAUCCGUGAUCACUUUGAGCGUACCGGUAAGAAAAUUCGGUGGAGAUCUGAUAAUGUCGGAGGUGGGAAAACGGCGGUUAUUGCUUUGAUGCAGCCAACGAUUAAUGCGUUGGAAAAGGCCCAGGCAGAUUACUCGAGAGCACUGGCGGCUGAGGGGAUUCAGGUAUCAACAGAGGCAUAA